This is a messenger RNA of Colletotrichum acutatum, 1788 nucleotides long. Its product is annotated as P-loop containing nucleoside triphosphate hydrolase protein. Gene Ontology annotation, molecular function: ATP hydrolysis activity; ATP binding. The transcript is spliced from 7 exons. The record is from RefSeq and is a predicted model, not a curated record. Lineage: Eukaryota; Fungi; Ascomycota; Sordariomycetes; Glomerellales; Glomerellaceae. The annotation marks the transcript as partial.
AUGGAAAAGAGCUUGACCGAACAAUCCAAGCAGGCGAUCUAUACCCCAACUCAGGAGAAGAUCCACUCCAGUGAAGGCUUCGAUGAAAACCUCGACAAGGCUGAGACUGAACGUGACAGGCCUGUUGAGGCAGCAUCAGAGACUGAGAUCGAAAGACAGAAAUCUGUGCAAGCCAUUGAAGAAUUGCGUGGCUUAGUUCGGUUCGUCGAGGCUCUUUCACCAUUGGUCAAAAUCAUCAAGCAAAAGCCAACGCAGCUCUUGAAGGCUGGCGAUGCAACCACCGACAGUGAAGAGACUCCCACGCAGAAGAGGGAGAAAAUUUCUGUUCCCUUCAAAGAUUUAUGGUAUAUAUUCCAGCCUGGCGAAUACAUCAUCUGCAAGGGCAGCAAGGAAGGCUACCAACGUGUUUGGAGAAUUGUGCAAUGCACAGGAGGCCGGGCAUACCUCUCAACUGAAGGAAACCGUGAUCGGGUUGAUGGACCUCACUUGGCUAAGCAUAGUCCGUUAGUAUUGGAUUGCUACUACCUCGACUUUGACGGGAAAAAGUUUGGUCCGGUAUACCACAGAUUCGACAUUCAGCCUUUCGAAAACAAUCGGGACGUAUCUUCGCUGGAAGUAUUUCCAAUCGCAUAUGCAGCCGAUUCGGAAACCAUUCUCAAUGAAUUGUCCAAGCAGGGAGAAGAUUUCGUUAAUGCUAUACGAGCCUGUCAAAAGUAUUGCGUGGGACGAACACGCACGUGGACACCAAAAGGCGAAAGGAUAGCUCAUCACUUGCACCCAGAAGACGUCGAUGGUCCGGUCAUGGUUGAUUUCGACCGUGCGAUCCAAUUCAACCCUACGUGGAGUCCCGACUUCACGCUGCCCAACUUUGCGGACCAAGAUAGGCGAGAAACUCGGGAAAUGACAAUGCACGAGGAUAACAUUUUGGAUGACUACGAAUGGGAUCGACAGAGAAUGGACGACUUCAUAAGCACCGAAGACAUCCUCCGCUCAUUCAACGACAGCAGUGACUUUGUUUCGCCAUUGCCCGCGGACUAUCGACUCUGUCCCAAUAGGGUCUUCGGCUUCAUUCUCCGAAGCCGUAAAUGGGCUUGUCUACCUGUGAGUGGGCUUAAGGAGAUCAAAAGAGAGACUUCGAAUCUCCAGGACCUUGAGCUUCCAGGACACCAUAAAGAUAUCGUCACCGGACUAGCGGAGUCUCAUUUCCGAACCAAAGCGAAGGAGAAACGUGCUCAAAGAUACGAGGCCCAGAGGGAAUUUGACUUGGUGCGGGCAAAAGGCAAAGGACUAAUUAUCCUACUCCACGGGGCUCCUGGAGUUGGGAAAACCUCAACUGCAGAGUGCAUCGCCGAAGCCAAUGCAACCCCAUUGUUCCCAAUUACAUGUGGUGACUUGGGCCUGAAUCCUGUAGAUGUCGAACAAAAUUUGGAGCUCAACUUCCAGUUGGCUGAGUCUUGGGGAUGCGUUUUGCUUCUCGACGAGGCCGAUGUGUUCCUUGCUCAAAGGACCCAGAACGAUAUCAAGAGAAAUGCGCUCGUAUCCAUUUUCCUCCGUGCUUUGGAGUACUAUUCCGGGAUCUUGUUCCUCACCACCAACAGGGUUGGGACCAUCGAUGAAGCUUUCCGCUCCCGCAUCCAUAUGAGUCUCCUUUAUCCUAUCCUCAGCGAGGCCCAAACCAUGAAGAUUUGGAAAAGCCAGCUCGCGAGAGCACAGAAGCGCGACCCGACUCUAAUCGUGAAGGCCGAUGAUGUCCUACUAUUUGCCAAGAAUUUGCACGAGCAGCAGAUG